GACCUGGGCUGCAUCUCCACCACUCUCCCCAAAGCCAUGGCCAAUGCCCUCUGGCACACCAGGCACAUCUCCUACACAGGAUGUGCUGCACAGGUCUUUUUCUUUUUCUUUUUGUUUUCAGCAGAGUAUUCCCUUCUCACCAUCAUGUCCUAUGACCGCUACGUUGCCAUCUGCAAGCCCCUGCACUACGGGACCCUGCUGGGCAGCAGAGCUUGUUCCACCAUGGCAGCAGCUGCCUGGGGCACUGGGCUUCUCUAUUCCCUGCUGCACACUGCCAAUACAUUUUCACUGCCUCUGUGCCAAGGCAAUGCUGUGGAUCAGUUCUUCUGUGAAAUCCCCCACAUCCUCAAGCUCUCCUGCUCAGGAUCAGAAUUUCUAAGGGAACUUGGUCUCCUCAGUACUAGUGCCUUUAUUGGUGUUGGAUGUUUUGUUUUCAUUGUUGUGUCCUAUGUGCAGAUCUUCAGGGCCGUGCUGAGGAUGCCCUCUGAGCAGGGACGGCACAAAGCCUUCUCCACGUGCCUCCCUCACCUGGUUGUGCUCUCCCUCUUUGUCAGCACUGCCAUGUUUGCCUACCUGAAGCCCCAUUCCAUUUCUUCCCCACCUGUGGAUUUGGUGGUGGCUGUUCUGUAUGCAGUGGUACCCCCUGUAAUGAAUCCACUUAUUUACAGCAUGAGAAACAAGGAGCUCAAGGUUGCUCUGUCAGAACUGAUGAACAAAUGUGUUUCAAAAGCAAUGAACUGCUCAUAUUUUUCUGUAUGUCAUCUGUAA
Molecule: messenger RNA, 768 nt
Organism: Gallus gallus (chicken)
Lineage: Eukaryota; Metazoa; Chordata; Aves; Galliformes; Phasianidae
Product: olfactory receptor 14J1-like
Exons: 1
Biological process (GO): G protein-coupled receptor signaling pathway
Cellular component (GO): membrane
Molecular function (GO): olfactory receptor activity; G protein-coupled receptor activity
Source: RefSeq, a predicted model, not a curated record